Molecule: messenger RNA, 681 nt
Organism: Hydra vulgaris (swiftwater hydra)
Lineage: Eukaryota; Metazoa; Cnidaria; Hydrozoa; Anthoathecata; Hydridae
Product: peptidyl-prolyl cis-trans isomerase
Biological process (GO): protein folding; protein peptidyl-prolyl isomerization
Molecular function (GO): peptidyl-prolyl cis-trans isomerase activity
Source: RefSeq, a predicted model, not a curated record
GCUCUCCAUUAUUCUAGACGGCCGGUGAUGGCCUGUAAUUUUUAAGAUUUAACUGAGUCCGGCCUUGUUCCAUUCGCUUUUGAAGUGCACGAGGCGGGAAGCUGGCUGUUGUGUUUAGUGUCUUUCGUUUAGGACAACGUUUUAAUUCUACCAAAGCCACAAUCAUGAAAACAUAUUUUGAUAUCAGUAUUGGUGGAGGAGCUGCUAAACGUGUUGUUUUUGAACUUUUUGAUAAAGAUGUGCCAAAGACAGCUGAUAAUUUCAGAGCAUUGUGCACUGGUGAAAAAGGGUUUGGGUACAAAGGUAGCAAGUUUCAUCGUAUCAUUCCUGGGUUUAUGUGCCAAGGUGGUGACUUUACCAGAGGAGAUGGAACUGGUGGUAAAUCAAUUUAUGGUGAGAAGUUUGCUGAUGAGAACUUUAAAAGAAAACAUACUGGUAAGGGAAUUCUAUCCAUGGCCAAUGCUGGACCAAACACAAAUGGCUCACAAUUCUUCAUAUGUACUGCUCAAACUCCAUGGUUGGAUGGUAAACAUGUUGUUUUCGGACAAGUUGUAUCAGGGAUGGAAGUCAUUGAUGCAUGCGAAAAGGUUGGAUCAUCUAGUGGCAAAACAUCAUCUCCUGUUUUAAUAGUUGAUUGUGGAGAGUGUUAAAUCUUUUAUAAAAAAAAAAUUUUUUAUCGUU